Molecule: messenger RNA, 2112 nt
Organism: Fusarium vanettenii 77-13-4
Lineage: Eukaryota; Fungi; Ascomycota; Sordariomycetes; Hypocreales; Nectriaceae
Exons: 2
Coding region: 1-2112 (703 amino acids)
Source: RefSeq, a predicted model, not a curated record
AUGAGCAAGUGUACACUGUGCAACAACCUGGAGCGGAAGCAUCGCGAGCAUCGAGUCGCUAUAGACUUCCCCGUAUCGGAGCUGGAAAGAUCCGCCGUUGGUGGGUGUCAGCUUUGCUCUCUGCUGCAUGAGGGCAUCUCGCGCUUUUCGUCGCAGAUUGGAAACCUUUCUUGCAUUCAGCAUGUUUAUGCUUGGGGAGAUUCUGUCGAAAAUGCCGAAAAUUUGGAAGUAGAUUUGUAUUUCAAUGAUGCAAGGCCGAACAUGAGAUUACUAUUCUUCGUCGAGCAAAAUUAUAACUCUCCGUGGACUGCGUUCAAGCCUCUACCAAGACUCCAAGGCAACACUGCCUCGGAUGACUCUUUUACUUGGGCCACUCGAGCCCUGAAAAAUUGUGAUGCCAACCACCGAGAGUGCAAAUCUCUUCUGGAUACAGAGCUGCCGACGAGAAUUCUUGACCUUGGGGACACUGCAAAGCCAGUGCAGUUGAGGCUUCUCGAGCCAAAUGGUGAAAAAGCUCGAUACGCCUGCCUUAGCCAUUGCUGGGGAAAGACACAGCAGAUCACGACAAAUAGAGCAAACAUAUCGUCGCGCAAACGGGAAAUCUUGUUUACAUCGCUCCCAAAGACCUUCCAAGACGCCGUCGUUUUUACUCGGAAGCUCGGUCUGCGGUAUCUGUGGAUCGACUCCCUUUGUAUUAUUCAAGACUCAAGCUCGGACUGGAUCAAGGAGUCAGCCAAAAUGGCAUCUGUCUAUCAAAACUCGUUUCUGACUCUCGCUGCGACCAAGUCCGCGGAUAGCCAUGGUGGCUGUUUCUCCACGGACUCAUCCCCUCGUUCCGGCUACCCGCUCAGCCGUGGCGAGAAAACGGUUGGAGUUUACGUCCGAGAGGAGUUUCCACAUUGGGACGUUGUCCAAGGCAGCCGCCUGCUACAAGAAUUUCCCCUCUUGACACGCGGAUGGGCAUACCAGGAACGCCUCCUGGCACCAAGAGUCUUGCACUUUUGCCGGAGUGAGCUCGUAUUGGAAUGUCUGAGAACAACCGUCUGCGAAUGUUCUUGCUUUAAGCCCGCAUCCCUCCCCAAGGUUGAGCAUUUUGCCGCCAUACGAACGAUUCAUUCACACCAAGCAGGGUCCGAAGAAGCCAGACAGCCCUCACUGGCCAGGUCUGCCGGAGAGUCAUUUGGAAGAAGGAGGCGUGUGAUCAACACGAUAUAUUCAUUGUUAGGGCGAUCAAGCGCAGAACCUACCGAUCCUGAUGAGCUGUCGCGGCGGCGGAUGCAGUAUACUAUGGAACAGGAACGUGCUAGAUUGCUCGACAUGGAACGCCAUCAAGAAGCAGCUACCCUUGCAGUAGCUUCUCUAAAACAGAAAUGGCACGAGAUCGUCAGGAUUUAUUCCAACCUCACCUUGUCAGUGGAAACCGACCGUCUCCCUGCUAUUGCUGGAUUGGCGCGGCAGGCACAACGGUGCCGCACCGGGUCAUACCUGGCAGGGUUAUGGCAAGAUUCACUGGCAGAAGACCUGUUGUGGCGAGUAAGCAAGUUCGUCCCUGGAUCUAACAUCCACAGGCCAGCAUAUCGUGCGCCUUCAUGGUCGUGGGCAUCUGUCAACGGCGGAGUCUCCUAUCUGAAAGGCCGAUCGAGCAAUGCCGGAUCCGAUUUCGAUCUCCAAAAGGCAGUUUGUAUCCCAGUACCUGGUGCAGACCAGUUUGGCCAGAUUGCCAACGGUCACUUGGAGGUUAAAUGCACACUUCUGAGAGCCCGGAUACAUUACGUCUUCAGUAGCGAUCGAAAUUCAGCCUCUAUACACUACAAGUUGGUCAUGGGAGAUAAGAUGGUUACACUUUACGCCGAUUACAGCCUCUGCGAGGAGGGGGAAACUCAGGUGAAGGAAGGCGAAGAAGUGUUUUGCUUGAGGGUUUUCCGGGAUGACCAUUCAACUAUCUCGCUGGCACUCCGACAACGGAAAUCCAAUGAAUACGAGCGGAUUGGGAUAGUGGAAUUCCCAGUUGAAAGCUCUAAAGGUGCUCCGGGAGCUUUUAUUGAUACUACUGAGGUCUUUCCUGCUCGGGAGUCGGGGGAGUCUAACCCUACUAUAAUUGUUCUCUACUAA